GCCCGUGACGGCGCUGCGUCACGGGCUUUCAGGCGCUUGGCUCCCGGAGACGGUCACUGCUGUGGGCCUCAGCGUUAGCCUCUCGUGUCCUGGGGACCAGGUUGGCGGCGCCAUGAGGCGCAGCAAGGCCGAGGUGGAGCGCUACAUCGCCUCGGUGCAGGGCUGCGCUCCGUCGCCCCGAGAGAAGUCAAUGAAAGGAUUCUAUUUUGCGAAACUGUACUAUGAAGCUAAAGAAUACGAUCUUGCUAAAAAAUACAUAUCUACAUAUAUUAAUGUGCAAGAAAGGGAUCCCAAAGCUCAUAGGUUUCUCGGUCUUCUUUAUGAAGUGGAGGAAAACAUAGACAAAGCUGUUGAAUGUUACAAGCGUUCAGUGGAUUUAAACCCAACACAAAAAGAUCUUGUGUUGAAGAUUGCAGAAUUGCUUUGUAAAAAUGAUGUUACUGAUGGAAGAGCAAAAUGUUGGGUCGAAAGAGCAGCAAAACUUUUCCCGGGAAGUCCUGCAAUUUAUAAAUUAAAGGAACAGCUUUUAGAUUGUAGAGGUGAAGAUGGAUGGAAUAAACUUUUUGACUUGAUUCAGUCAGAACUUUAUGCAAGACCUGAUGAUGUGUAUGUGAACAUUCGACUAGUAGAGCUGUAUCGCUCAAAUAAAAGAUUGAAGGAUGCUGUGGCCCACUGCCAUGAGGCACAGAGAAACAUAGCUUUGCGUUCAAGUUUAGAAUGGAAUUUGUGUGUUGUACAGACACUUAAGGAAUAUCUGGAGUCGUCACAGUGUUUGGAGUCUGAUAUAAAUAACUGGGAAACAACCAAUAGCGACUUACUGCUGGCCUAUGCUAACCUUAUGUUUCUUACACUCUCCACUAGAGAUGUGCAAGAAAGCAGAGAAUUAUUGGAACGUUUUGAUAUUGCUCUUCAGUCUGUGAAAUCUUGUGUGGGUGGAAAUGAUGAGCUCGGAGCUACUUUCUUAGAAAUAAAAGGACAUUUCUACAUGCAUGCUGGUUCUCUGCUUUUGAAGAUGGCUCAGUAUAGUGAUGUGCAGUGGCGCGCUUUCUCCGAGCUGGCUGCGUUGUGCUAUCUCAUAGCAUUUCAGGUUCCAAGACCAAAGAUAAAAUUAAUGAAAGGAGAAGGUGGACAAAAUCUGCUGGAAUCGAUGGCCUAUGAUCGUCUGAGCCAAUCAGGGCACAUGCUGCUAAACUUAAGUCGUGACAAGCAAGAUUUCUUAAAGGAGGUUGUAGAAUCAUUUGCAAAUAAAAGCGGGCAGUCUGCAUUGUAUGAUGCUCUGUUUUCCAGUCAGUUAUCUAAGGAUAGCUCUUUCCUUGGUAGUGAUGAUAUUGGAAACGUUGAUAUACAAGCACCAGAGCUUGGUGAUUUGGCUAGAUAUGAUAUUGGUGCUAUUCGAGCACAUAAUGGUAACCUUCAGCACCUUACCUGGCUUGGCUUACAAUGGAAUUCAUUGCCUGCCUUACCUGCAAUUCGAAAAUGGCUAAAACAGCUUUUUCAUCAUUUGCCCCAGGAAACCUCAAGACUUGAAACAAAUGCACCUGAAUCAAUAUGUAUUUUAGAUCUCGAAGUAUUUUUGCUUGGAGUUAUAUAUACCAGCCACUUACAAUUAAAGGAGAAAUGUAGUUCUCACUACAACUUCUAUCAGCCACUAUGCUUGCCACUUCCUGUAUGUAAGCAGCUUUGUACAGAGAGACAAAAGUCUUGGUGGGAUGCAGUUUGUAAUCUAAUUCACAGAAAAGCAAUCCCGGGAACCUCAGCAAAAUUGCGACUUCUAGUUCAGCAUGACAUAAAUACUCUAAGGGGCCAGGAAAAACACGGCCUUCAACCUGUUCUGCUUAUACGUUGGGCACAGUACCUUCAGAAAACGGGCAGCGGUCUUAAUUCUUUUUAUGACCAACGGGAAUACAUAGGCAGAAGUGUUCAUUACUGGAAGAAGGUUUUGCCAUUGUUGGAGAUAAUCAAAAAGAAAAGCAGUAUUCCUGAACCUAUUGACCCUCUGUUUAAACAUUUUCAUAGUGCAGACAUCCAGGUAUCUGAAAUUGGUGAAUAUGAAGAAGAAGCACAUAUAACAUCUGCUAUAUUGGAUGCAGUUAAUGGAAAUAUAGAAGAUGCUAUGACUGCUUUUGAGUCUAUAAAAAACGUUGUUUCUUAUUGGAAUCUUGCACUGAUUUUUCACAGAAAAGCAGAAGACAUUGAAAAUGAUGCUCUUUCUCCUGAAGAACAAGAAGAAUGCAAAAAUUACCUGAGAAAGACGAGGGACUACCUAAUAAAGAUUUUAGAUGACAGUGAUUCAGAUCUUUCAGUAAAGAAAUUGCCUGUGUCCCUGGAGACUGUGAAAGAGAUGUUUAGUUCAGUCAUGCAGGAACUUGAUGACUAUAGUGAAGGAGGUCCUCUUUAUAAAAAUGGUUCUUUGCAAAAUGCUGAUUCAGAAAUAAAACAUUCUACACCAUCACCCACCAAAUAUUCUCUAUCACCAAGUAAAAGUUAUAAGUAUUCUCCUAAAACACCACCUCGAUGGGCAGAAGAUCAAAAUUCUUUACUGAGAACGAUCUACCAACAAGUAGAGGCCAUUAAGAAAGAAAUGCAGGAAUUGAAACGAAAUAGUAGUAACUCAGGAUCCCCUCAUCGCUGGCCUACAGAAUGUUAUGGACCGGAGUCAGUGCCUGAUGGAUAUCAGGGAUCACAAUCUUUUCAGGGGACUCAACUAACAGUUUCAACUACUGGCCCUCCAGUAUAUUAUAGUCAGUCACCAGCAUAUAAUUCCCAGUAUCUUCUCAGACCAGCAGCUAAUGUUACUCCCACAAAGGAUUCUUCUGAUAUGGACGCUAAGUCAACAACAGAAGGAUUUAAUUUUUCUAUUCCUGUGUUUGCCAAUGGAUUCAAAUUUGGCAUUCAGGAGCCGGGAAAUCAAGAGAAGAAGAGUGAAAAACCUCUUGAAAAUGACACUGGUUUUCAGGCUCAGGACGUUAGUAGUCAGAAAAAUGAUAGUGGUGUGAUAUUUGGGCAAACUGGUAGCACUUUUACCUUUGCAGAUCUUGCAAAAUCAGCUUCAGGAGAAGGAUUUCAAUUUGGCAAAAAGGACCCUAAUUUCAAGGGAUUUUCAGGUGCCGGAGAAAAACUAUUCUCAUUGCAAAGUGGUAAAGUGACUGAUAAAGCUGACACUUCUGACCUUGAGAAGGAUGAUGAUGCCUAUAAGACUGAAGACAGUGAUGACAUCCAUUUUGAACCAGUAGUUCAAAUGCCUGAAAAAGUGGAACUUGUAACAGGAGAAGAAGAUGAAAAAGUUCUUUAUUCCCAGCGGGUCAAGUUAUUUAGAUUUGAUGCUGAGAUAAGUCAGUGGAAAGAAAGGGGUUUGGGGAACUUAAAAAUUCUCAAAAAUGAAGUCAAUGGCAAACUAAGAAUGCUGAUGCGAAGAGAACAAGUACUAAAAGUGUGUGCUAAUCAUUGGAUAACGACGACAAUGAACCUGAAGCCUCUCUCUGGGUCAGAUAGAGCAUGGAUGUGGUUAGCUAGUGAUUUUUCUGAUGGUGAUGCCAAACUAGAGCAGCUGGCAGCAAAAUUUAAAACACCAGAGCUGGCUGAAGAAUUCAAGCAGAAAUUUGAGGAAUGUCAGCGACUUCUAUUAGAUAUACCACUUCAAACUCCCCAUAAACUGGUAGAUACUGGCAGAGCUGCCAAGUUAAUACAGAGAGCUGAAGAAAUGAAGAGUGGACUAAAAGAUUUCAAAACAUUUUUGACAAAUGAUCAAACAAAAGUCACUGAGGAAGAGAGUAAGAGUUCAGAUGCAGGUGCCACCAGCGCUUCAGACACAACCACCAAGCCAAAUCCUGAAAACACUGGGCCCGCAUUAGAGUGGGAUAACUAUGAUUUAAGGGAAGAUGCUUUGGAUGAUAGUGUAAGUAGUAGCUCAGUACAUGCUUCUCCAUUGGCAAGUAGCCCUGUGAGAAAAAAUCUCUUCCGCUUUGGUGAGUCAACAACAGGAUUUAACUUUAGUUUUAAAUCUGCUUUGAGUCCAUCUAAGUCGCCUGCCAAGUUGAAUCAGAGUGGGACCUCAGUUGGCACCGAUGAAGAAUCUGAUGUUACUCAAGAAGAAGAGAGAGAUGGACAGUACUUUGAACCUGUUGUACCUUUACCUGAUCUAGUUGAAGUGUCCAGUGGUGAGGAAAAUGAACAAGUUGUUUUUAGUCACAGAGCAAAACUCUAUAGAUACGAUAAAGAUGUUGGUCAGUGGAAAGAAAGAGGCAUUGGUGACAUAAAGAUUUUACAGAAUUAUGAUAGUAAACAAGUUCGUAUAGUGAUGAGAAGGGACCAGGUAUUAAAACUUUGUGCCAAUCACAGAAUAACUCCAGACAUGACUUUGCAAAAUAUGAAAGGGACAGAAAGAGUGUGGGUGUGGACUGCAUGUGAUUUUGCAGACGGAGAAAGAAAAGUAGAACAUUUAGCUGUCCGUUUUAAACUACAGGAUGUUGCAGACUCAUUUAAGAAAAUAUUUGAUGAAGCAAAAAUAGCCCAAGAGAAAGAUUCUUUGAUAACGCCUCAUGUUUCUCUUUCGACCACGUCCAGAGAGUCACCAUGUGGCAAAAUUGCUGUAGCUGUAUUAGAAGAAACCACGAGAGAGAGGACAGAUUUACUUCAGGGUGAUGAUAUAGCAGAUGCAACUUCAGAAGUGGGAGAAGUGUCUAGCACAUCUGAAACAACAACAAAAGCAGUGGUUUCUCCUCCAAAGUUUGUAUUUGGUUCCGAGUCUGUUAAAACCAUUUUUGGUAGUGAAAAAUCAAAACCAUUUGCAUUUGGUAACAGUUCAGCUACUGGAUCUUUGUUUGGAUUUAGUUUUAAUGUACCUUUAAAAAAUAACACUGAAACCAGUUCAGUAGUCCAGAGUGGAUCUGAAAGAGAAAUGGAACCUAAUAAUUGCGAGGAGUCAGAGGACUCUGAUAUCAAACAAUCUGCAGAUGGCAAAGUCAGAAAUCUCUUUGCUGCUUUUCCAAAGGAAGAGUCCUCAACUAAUCACAUGUUCAAAACAGCAGAAAAGGGAUUUAAUUUUAGUCUUUUUAAAUCUAAUCCAAUGGCUUUUUGGACCAGCACCCCUUCCUCACAGCCUGAGAACAAAGCAAAAGAGAAAAAACCUGAAGAUUCUGACCCAGAUGAUGAUGUUCUCAUUGUAUAUGAGCUAACUCCAACCCCUGAGCAAAAAGCUCUUGCAAGCAAACUUAAACUUCCUCCAACUUUCUUCUGUUAUAAGAAUAGACCAGAUUAUGUUAGCGAAGAAGAAGAGGAAGAUGAAGAUUUUGAAACAGCUGUCAAGAAACUUAAUGGACAACUGUAUCUGGAUGACUCAGAAAAAUGUAGACCAGUAGAAAAAAAUCUAACAGAAAAUGAAAAAGAAUGUAUUAUUGUUUGGGAAAAGAAACCAACAGUUGAAGAGAAGGCAAAAGCGGAUACAUUAAAACUUCCACCUACAUUUUUUUGUGGCGUCUGCAGUGAUACUGAUGAGGACAACGGAAAUGGGGAAGACUUUCAAUCAGAGCUUCAAAAAGUUAAGGAAGCUCAAAAAUUCCAGAAUGAUGAAAUAACUACCACGGCCGACAGUGUGUGUACAGGUGGUACUGAAGAGACCGUGCCAUUGUUAUGUAAAUCUGAAGAAUCUGAUUUUAGUUCCAAAUCUGUUAGCUUACCACCUAUUUCUUCUGGAACUGUGGACAAACCUGUAGAUUUGUCUACUAGAAAGGAAGAUGAUGCAGAUUCUAUAAGCCAAGUGGAAAGCAAAACAAUUUCAUUUGGAUUUGGAAGUAGCACAGGGCUGUCAUUUGCAGACUUGGCUUCCAGUAAUUCUGGGGAUUUUGCUUUUGGUUCCAAAGAUAAAAAUUUCCAGUGGGCAAAUACAGGAGCAACUGUGUUUGGAACACAGUCAACCAGUAAAAUUGGCGAAGAAGAAGAUGGUAGUGAUGAAGAAGUAGUUUAUAAUGAAGAUAUCCAUUUUGAACCGAUAGUGUCAUUACCUGAGGUACAAGUAAAAUCUGGAGAAGAAGAUGAAGAAAUUUUAUUUAAAGAGAGAGCCAAACUUUAUAGAUGGGAUCGAGAGAUCAGUCAGUGGAAGGAGCGUGGUGUUGGAGACAUUAAGAUUCUCUGGCAUACACUGAAGAAUUACUACCGGAUCCUAAUGAGAAGAGACCAAGUCUUUAAAGUGUGUGCAAACCAUGUUAUUACCAAAACAAUGGAAUUAAAACCCUUAAAUGUUUCAAACAAUGCUUUAGUGUGGACUGCCUCGGAUUAUGCUGAUGGAGAAGCCAAAGUAGAACAGCUUGCAGUGAGAUUUAAAACUAAAGAAAUGGCUGAUUGUUUUAAGAAAAAAUUUGAAGAAUGUCAACAGAAUUUAUUGAAACUUCAGAAGGGACAGGUAUCACUGACAGCAGAAUUAUCAAAGGAGACAAAUCCUGUGGUGUUUUUUGACAUUUUUGCAGAUGAUGAACCUCUAGGACGUAUAACCAUGGAAUUAUUUUCAAACAUUGUUCCUCGCACUGCUGAGAACUUCAGGGCACUAUGCACUGGAGAGAAGGGCUUUGGUUUCAAGAACUCCAUUUUUCACAGAGUAAUUCCAGAUUUCGUUUGCCAAGGGGGAGAUAUCACCAACCAUGAUGGAACAGGAGGACGGUCCAUUUAUGGAGAUAAAUUUGAAGAUGAAUGUUUUAAUGUGAAACAUACUGGUCCUGGCUUAUUAUCAAUGGCUAAUCGAGGCCGAGAUACCAAUAAUUCUCAAUUUUUUAUAACACUGAAGAAAGUAGAACAUUUGGACUUUAAGCAUGUAGUAUUUGGGUUUGUUAAGGAUGGCAUGGAUACUGUGAAAAAGAUUGAAUCAUUUGGUUCUUCUAAAGGGUCUGUUAGUCGAAGAAUUAGUAUCGCAGAAUGUGGACAGUUAUAAAAUCACUGCUUUUCAUAGUAAAAUUUUACCUGUAUAAACAGUUGAAUUGAAGCUUAGCUGUUAUGACAAUAUGGUAAUUAUGUUCAGCUUUUGAAAAUGGACGUUUCCAAUGUAUAAAUGUAAAAUUGCAGCUUAUAGCUGUUGUCACUUUUUAAUGUGUUAUAAUUGACCUUGCAUGGUGUGAAAUAAAAGUUUAAACACUGGUUUAUUUCAGGCGUACUUGUGUUUAUGUACUCCUGACAUAUCUGUAUUAAAAUGGAAUAAUACUAAUCUUGUUAAAAGCAAUAUAGACCUUCUCAUACUAUUGAAGGAAUAUUAUAUAUGCAAUUUAAUUUUAAUUCCUUUUAAGAUAUUGGACUUCCUGCAUGGAUAUACUUACCGUUUGAGUAAAUGGACCAAAACUUGGAUAAUUUUUAUUUUAGAUUUGAAAUAUAUUUGGUAAUUUUAACUAUUGGUGUGCUCAUUUAUGCUUACUUAUGAAUGGGUAGAGCCACAGAGGGUAGAGACUUAACCAAAGUGCUCUUCUAUAAUCCUUGCACCUCCUGUAUAGUUAACGAACUUCUAAGUAGAGUACCUUCUUUUCUUAAAAUGAUAUGUAGCUUCUUGUGCCCUUUCAAUGGUAUUAAAUUAAUUUUUAUAUUUUAAACAAGUUGAGUAUUUCCUUAAGUUUUUUUUUUUUUUUUAACUUUUCUGUCAUCUGUUUCUACUACCUCAAACUGCAGCUUGGUUCUGAUAGAACUUGAAUUUUUCCUUGCAGUUAUUGUGAUAAAGUAUGAAUAUUUUAAAAAGGUCUAUACCAUGUUCUUUGGUUAAAAUUUUGCUUUAUACUAGAUUGUUGCAGUACCUUUUUUCUGGUGAAUUUUGUAGCAAAAAUAAAGUGACAAUUGUUAACAGCCAUGAUAUUUUAAAAAAUUCA
Molecule: messenger RNA, 7835 nt
Organism: Hipposideros armiger (great roundleaf bat)
Lineage: Eukaryota; Metazoa; Chordata; Mammalia; Chiroptera; Hipposideridae
Product: E3 SUMO-protein ligase RanBP2
Exons: 30
Coding region: 113-6919 (2268 amino acids)
Biological process (GO): protein peptidyl-prolyl isomerization; protein folding; NLS-bearing protein import into nucleus
Cellular component (GO): cytoplasm; nuclear pore
Molecular function (GO): peptidyl-prolyl cis-trans isomerase activity; GTPase activator activity; protein binding
Source: RefSeq, a predicted model, not a curated record